AUAAACUUCACAGAGUAUGGCCUGCCGGAAUACCGCAACCGCUAUGCACUUGUAAUCGAUAAUUUAUUUACGAGGGAGGAAUGCGAACGGCUUCUAGCUCUUGUUCCCAGUGAGGGCGAUACCUGCUCAAAUACGGGGGACGAAUCAGUGGGGGGCGCAUGGCUUGUUGCAGGGAUAGGUGAAACGAUAGUUAUUCCAUCCUAUCGCAACAGCGGAAGGAUCGUGAGGAACGACGCAGAAAUAGCGGCGUGGAUACUGGAGAAAAUUCGGCCAUGCAUUGGAGAAAUCGAGGAGAUCCCAGAUGCGCAUCUUCACAGGGGAUAUUCGAGGCGGCACUCGGCAGCAGCUCGCCAUGGCGAAACGGAGCAGGAAGAGUCCGAUGCUAUUAGACCAGCACGACUGAAAGGGCUUCGGGAGGACCUCCGGUUCCUGCGGUACACUUCAGGGCAGUUCUUUAAGCCCCAUAAAGAUGGCAGCCAUAUCGAUGCGGAAAAUAAAGAAAUAUCCUACUAUACCUUGCAGCUCUAUCUGAAUGGGGACGCGAAAACUUUGAAAGGUGGCGCAACUCGAUUCUGGCCAUGCAGCACCCUGGAUGGUCUUGCGUCCAACGGAACAUAUGUCGAUGUAGAACCGCGAAUGGGAAGGGUGUUGAUAUUUGAGCAGAGAGACCUGAAGCACAGUGGGGAGGAUGUGAAGGAAGGCGUAAAGUAUAACAUUCGAGCUGACAUGAUGUAUGUCGAGGUGGACAAGCCAGAAUAG
Cantharellus anzutake is the source of this 759-nucleotide messenger RNA. RefSeq lists its product as uncharacterized. Gene Ontology annotation, molecular function: iron ion binding; procollagen-proline 4-dioxygenase activity; L-ascorbic acid binding. Gene Ontology annotation, cellular component: endoplasmic reticulum. Gene Ontology annotation, biological process: peptidyl-proline hydroxylation to 4-hydroxy-L-proline. The annotation marks the transcript as partial. The record is from RefSeq and is a predicted model, not a curated record. Lineage: Eukaryota; Fungi; Basidiomycota; Agaricomycetes; Cantharellales; Hydnaceae. The transcript has a single exon.